Molecule: messenger RNA, 3970 nt
Organism: Scleropages formosus (Asian bonytongue)
Lineage: Eukaryota; Metazoa; Chordata; Actinopteri; Osteoglossiformes; Osteoglossidae
Gene: arhgef2a
Product: Rho guanine nucleotide exchange factor (GEF) 2a
Exons: 27
Coding region: 261-3782 (1173 amino acids)
Biological process (GO): actin filament organization; cell morphogenesis; positive regulation of neuron differentiation
Cellular component (GO): cytoskeleton; ruffle membrane
Molecular function (GO): guanyl-nucleotide exchange factor activity; microtubule binding
Source: RefSeq, a predicted model, not a curated record
UGUGUGGCGUACACACCGCUGAGCUCACCUGUGCGUGUAGAGCCUCCCUCCGCAGGAGGAACUAACUAAGCUCACUGGGUGCUUUCUUUAAAACUCUGCUGUUCACCUGUGAGGUAGACUUCAGCAGCGUUAGUGAGCGUGAAGCCGCCGAGGCGGUGAAGAAAACCGCUCCUCUCUGUGUCUGUGACCGGCGAACGGACCGCCCGCGCGCCGCCCGGCCCGGGAGCUCGAGCCGCUGCCGCAGCCGCCGCAGGACACACAUGAGAACAGCCUGUUCAACAGAUGAUCAACACAGCUCCCCUCUUACCCCUCAUUGUGUCCCUCGCCCUGCUGCACCUCCUCGCUCCCCAAGCGCCUCGCCACUUGCAGCCCCGAACGGCCUUUUCGUUUCCGGGAUGGUGACCCUACAGCCCCCUCAUUCCUGGUUACUGGAGAGCCGGGAGCCCCGAAGGCGCAGCUGGGAUCCCCAGGCCAUGCUGUGCGCUAACCCACAGCGCAAACACCGCAGUGUGAGUUUGGAGCAGAUAGACCCUGAGUCCAUUGAGAGAAUGCUCAGUGGAGCCCCAGGCGGCCGACGAGGGAGGGAUCCCCGCCGAGCCCCCAUAACCCACUAUACCCAGGAGCUGGGGUCCCUGAUGUCACUCACGGAAGAGGAGGUGGACUUUGACUCAGAACACUUCGCUCUGCUGGAGGAGCAGUCGGCACAGCUGCAGGGUUGCAGCGCCUCAGCCCCGGCUCUCUGUGCCUCCAUCAAGUCCCAUUCGCUCAUGGCCAUCCCUCGCCACUAUUCUGAGUGUUACGGUGAGCACGUCCCCAGAACCUCCCUAUAUUCUCUGGUUGGAGGGUCCACACAGAGUGUGGAUGCCGACAGCGAGGAGGGCUCCGUGUAUAGGGAGAGUGGGGAGAGAACGGAGGCACCGGUGGGAGACGGCAGGGAGCAGGAGGUGAAGACAGGCAACCCGCUCGGUCGCACGCUCAGCUUCCUGCGCAAAAUGGCAGGGAACCGAAAGAAUAAAGAGAAGGAGAAAAUGAAGGAACGAGAGAAGGAGGCGAGGGAGCGGGAGGCGAGGUACAGCAAUGGGCACCUCUUCACCUCCCUCACCGUGUCUGGGACGACGCUCUGCUCCGCCUGCAACAAGAGCAUCACUGCCAAAGAGGCUCUCAGCUGCCCAACCUGCAAUGUUACCAUCCACAACCGAUGCCGAGACACUCUGCCAAAUUGCGCCAAAAUGAAACAGAGGCAACAGAAGCUGGUACUGAGGAACAGCUCAGGACUACCAAAUGUGGCCCUUCGAGCAAAGACCCCCAUGAUGAAGGAAAGGCCCAGCUCGGCAAUCUACCCGUCCGACAGCCUGCGCCAGUCCCUGCUAGGCUCCCGCCGCGGCCGCUCCGGCCUCUCCCUCUCCAAGAGUGUGUCCACCAACAAUAUUGCUGGGAACCUGAACGAUGACUCUCCCCUGGGACUGCGCAGGAUUCUUUCCCAGUCCACAGACUCACUGAACUUCCGCAACAGAGCGAUGUCCAUGGAGUCCCUCAACGAUGAGGGAGAGGUAUACUAUGCCUCCAUGCUGGAGGAGAUUGAACAGGAAGGACGGGACUUUGAGGCAGACUCCUGGAGUCUAGCAGUGGACUCCUCAUACUUGCAGACUCACCGCAAAGAUGUCAUCAAACGGCAGGAUGUCAUCUAUGAGCUGAUUCAAACAGAGUUGCACCACGUCCGGACGCUCCGGAUCAUGGAGGGGGUGUAUCGACGGGGCAUGUUGGAGGAAGUGAGGCUGGAGCCUGGAUUGGUUCAUGGUGUCUUUCCCUGCCUGGACCGGCUGCUGUCCUUGCAUUCUCACUUCUUGGCCCAGCUGCUGCUAAGAAAAAACCACAGCCUGGCACCUGGCAGCAGCACCAACUUCACCAUCCACCAGCUGGGCGAUGUGCUCCAGGAGCAGUUCUCAGGCCAGAACGCAGAUGAAAUGAGGAAGGCCUACGCGGAGUUCUGUAGCCGACACCUGAAGGCAGUCAAACUGUACAAAGAGCUGCUGACCAGAGAGAAGAGGUUCCAGAACUUCAUACGGCGAGUCAGCCGUGGCCCUUUGCUCCGUCGCCAUGGUGUUCAGGAGUGCAUCCUGUUGGUCACUCAGCGCAUCACCAAGUACCCAGUCCUCGUACAGCGCAUCCUGGACAACACCAAGGGUAAUGAGGAAGAGGCCUCCUCUGUAAGCCAGGCACUGGUCCUCAUCCGAGACCUGCUGAGCUCGGUGGACCAACAGGUUCUGGAGCUUGAACGCACACAGCGGCUGCAAGAGAUCCGGUCUCGGUUGGACCCCAGGGCGGAGGCGGAGGUGCGCGGGGGAGGAGUGUUUCGCGGGAGCGAGCUGUUGAGGCGAAGCCUCAUCCAUGAGGGCACGUUGCUGUGGAAGACUGCUGGCUCCAGACUCAAAGAUGUGCAGGUUCUGCUGAUGACAGACAUCCUGGUGUUCAUGCAGGAGAAAGAUCAGAAGUUUUUCUUCCCCUGUUUGGACAAGCCCUCUGUACUUUCUCUGAAAAACCUGAUUGUGAGGGACAUCGCCAACCAGGAACGCGGCAUGUUCCUCAUCAGUGAUACCACGCCGCCGGACAUGUACGAGAUCCACGCUGCCUCCAAGGAAGACAGGAACACCUGGAUGAAGCUCAUUCAGCAAACUGUCAGCAGCUGUCCAUCCAGAGAGGAUUUCCCCUUGAUCGAGACUGAGGAUAAGGCUUUGGUGCGUAGGCUUAGAGCUGACAUUCAGCAGAAGGACCGUGAAGUGUUGGAGCUCCUGCAGGAGAGGGUGACUCUCUUCUCAGACCUGGCUGAAGUAACUGCUGCGCAGGAAGUCACCCUGCCUGCCAACUGCCGUAACAUCUUCCGUGCAGACACCCCGCAGGCCCCCUUGGGAGAGAAGCUCCUCACCGAUGCUAUCGCUGAGGUGGAUAGACUGACUGAGCUGCUGUUGGGGUCCAGCAUUGAGGUCCCUCUCUCCAGCAAUUCCAAUGGAGACCGCAACCACACAGGGGCACCUGUGAGCAAUGGAGAGGAGAUAUCAGUCAACGGAACCCAUGAUAUCAACAGCCCAGAUACUAAGGAUGGGAAUGGAAAUCAGUUACAGGACAGACCACUGAAUGAGGUGGUUUGUCAGAGGUUGGUGAACCUCAGUACCCAGCUCCAUGCGCUACAGGCAGCAGUUAUAAGACAGGACUCUAUUAUAGAGCUCUACCUCCGUGAGGGCUCAGUGUGCACAUCAACUCCCACAACCUCCACGCAACUGGCUUCCACCCCUGCCAAGCUGUGCCGCUCCCUGUCACGGGAUGCGGGCCUAGAUGCCAGUCCAGCAGCAGCCCUAGGCGAGCUGGCACUGCUGCAGCGGCAGCACAGCCUUCUGCAGGAAGAGCUGGUGAGGCUGAGGGCAGCGGAGGGCAAGCUGAAGGACAGUGAGAAAGCCCGUGCUCAUUUGGAGAAGCAGGUGAAGGACAUGAAGGCAAGUAGUGCUGCUGCCCCAGUGGACAACACAGGGACUGCGAAUCCAGAUCAGGUCGCAGCAAGUGAAGGCGAUGAUAGCCCUGUGGCACCGCUGGCCAGCCAGGAGUCUGUGGAUCAGCUGGAUGGCCUUCAAGAGGGCAGCGAUAUAGACGACAAUUCGGACGAGGAGGAGGACAUCAGAAUCUCCCCUCGCUCCGAUAGUCCUAGAGAUCUGCAGGACAUUCCAGAGGAGAGCGAGUGUGCGACUGACAUGCGUGAGUCUGAGGUGGACCCUGAGACGACACAGAGCUAGCAGCAGCCUCCCCAGGACCUGUGACGUGUUCUCAUCCAGUACCGAAUCAAACUGAACCAAGCUGCAUACAUGAUUUUGUCAUUCCCAUUGUACAUAGAUGCCGACCCAGGAACCAAAUAUCAUUUUAUGUUCUGGUAUAUAUUUGUUCUGAGAUAUUGUGUUACAGGUCAUGAUUCAUGGCAUAUUAU